This is a messenger RNA of Caenorhabditis angaria, 3045 nucleotides long. NCBI's taxonomy places the organism in Eukaryota, Metazoa, Nematoda, Chromadorea, Rhabditida, Rhabditidae. The record is from the annotation of a GenBank genome assembly.
AUGGUCAGAAUUUAUAAAAGGUGAGUAUUUGUUGAUUUGAAAAAUUGAAAAAUAAAAAUUUAAAGAAUAAUAAAUAUCAGAGAAUUUUGAUGCUAAUUCGAUGAGAUUUUCCAGUUUUCAGUGUAAAAUAGAGACUUGUACCUCUUCUUUGAGAAUUCUCUUUGUUAAUUGAUUUGUCAUCAUUUCGGAAUGAAUGUGAAGUGGAAGAAUAUCUCCAUAGCUAGUAGAAUUGUCUGAAAAUGAUUUUUUGAAAUCACAAAAAUUCUUGCGAAUUUCAGAAAAUACUGAAUUUCUCUGAAGUCAUGGCAACAUUUUUGUGGAGAAAAACCAAAAGUAUCUGAAAAGUUACAGCAACGAUAGAAUACUAAAACCCAAUGGUAUUUUUUUUUCGAGAAAAAACCCUUGAAGUUUUACUAUUCCAACGUUGCUCUAACUUUUCAGAUAGUUUUGGUUUUCUGCACAAAAUUGUUGCCAUUACUUCAGACAUAUUCGUUUUUUUUAGAAUUCGCAAGCGUUUUUGUGAUUUCAAAAAAUCAUUUUCAGACAAUUCUAGUAGCUAUGGAAAUAUUUUUUCACUUUCCAAUAAUUCCGAAAUGAUGUAAAAUCGAUUAACAAAGAGAUUUUUGAAUUAAAUUAUGAGAAUAUAAGAAAUAUAUUGAUUGAAAAACGCAAAUUCGUGGUUCCCAGAAGUCAAAAUUGUACACUAACUUUUGUCAAAACUCUAAAAUUUGAGUUUUUGUCUCAUAUUUGGAUAUAUUUUUUAAAUUGUACUGUGGCUCACAACUAGAUGUGGCUUGACCCAAUUCCAAACCGCCAGAUGUCCCCAAAAACCUUCUCUAAUUUUUCCAGUGAUGUCGAUAUGUCUAGUGGAGAAUACAAGGAUAAACAAGGCGGUGGAGCGGGUCUCCCGGUAACUAAAGGCGAAGUGAAAGAUGGCAAGAAAAUGUUGCCAAACGGUAUGAGUCGAGUACAUCGGGUGUAUACUGAAGAGGAAAUUGCGCAGGGAAAGAGUACUCGAUGGACCGAACUCGAAAUACAUGGUAAGAUAUUUUGGAUUUUUAUUGAUUUCUUACAACUCGGUCGUAUCAUUUAAAAAAUGUAGUUUGGCCAAAAGUACAAUUAGAGUUUGUAAAGAGAAAAUAUCGUUAAACACCUGCGCGCCACGUGUCCACACGUGUUCGUUCUUAGACCUUGAAAAUGAGAAUAGGGAUAUUUUGUGACCUUCAAAUUUGAAAAAAAAUAGGAAAAAAUGAAUAAAAACGUGACAUACACUUAAACGUGGAAAUUGUAGAAAAACAAGCAUUUCGCAUUUUUUUUCAAAACUAAUUUUGGUGAGCUGGUUAAGAUGAGAAUUAUGUGAGUAAAAAAUUUCACAAGGGAACCUUUUUUACUCAACACUUCAAAUCUCGAUGAAAUCUUGUCCAAAGACAGCUUUUAGGGUCAUAAGAACACCCUAAAAAUUUUACUUACCCAAUUUACUUCUGAGCCAAGUUCUGGGCUCUCAAAAGUUGAAAAGUUGCCAAAAAUUUUUAUGAGUCAAUUUUGGAAAUUUUUGAACUUUUGAGAGCCCAGAACUUGGCUCAGAGGUUCAUUGGGUAACUAAAAUUUUCAGGUCGUUCUAAUGACCACAAAAAAUGUCUAUGGACACAAUUUCAUCAAGAAGUGUUGAGUAAAAAAGGUUAUCUUGUCAACGAAAAUUGUUGGAUAAUUCUCAAAAUUAAUAUUCAUCGUGGAAAUAUCGAACUAAUGAAUUACUGGAGUUCCCAUAACUCUCCCUCCCUCAUAAACUCGAUAAUUACACGAUGUUCUGCAAUAGUUCAUAGAUUAGCGUCGCAUAUCAAUUUUGAUUUAAAAAAUGUGCCAAUUUUCAAUAUGUCAAAAAAAAAUGUUGAACAGCUACAAUAAAACAUAAAGGUUUAUAAUUCGAAAAAAAUAUUCGAAAUAAUUAUGAGGUACAAACAAACAAAUCUAAUAAAAACCAAAGCUUACAAUUAAUAAUAGGUUGAAAAUGAAAUUGGUUUUUCAGGAUUACGAAUUCAGGGAUUUUCGUUAAAUGUAGAAUGUUAUAGAUAACAUAAAAUUGAGAGAAGCCAGACGAAACCUUCCCUUUUCCCAAAAAAGUUCAAAUUUUUGCAGGCCGUGUUCGAAAUCUCUCGCCAUCCCUUUGGAACAUUCAACAUUUGUCGGCCCUAUUUCUAAACGGCAAUCAAUUGCAACGACUACCACCCGAAAUUUCGCAACUCAAUCAUCUAACAAUGCUCGAUCUGUCAAAUAACAAAUUGCGUUCACUUCCAGCCGAAUUAGGCGAUAUGAUCACACUGUGCCAUUUAUAUCUUAACAACAAUCUUCUACGUGUUCUUCCUUACGAACUUGGUAAACUGUUUCGUGUUCAAACUUUGGGUAAGUUGAGGGAGGGAAAAUUGAAAAAUUGAUUAAAAUAACGGUAAAAAAUUUAUCCACGUUUCAAGUUUUUCAAGGUUUUUGGAUUUUUUGCUGUGAAAUUUUGAAAAUUUUCCAAAUUUUUUGACUAGAAAAAUUAACAAAUUGAACACUUCAAGAACUGAAAAAUCCAGUACAUGAAAACCUUUCUGAAUUCCAUUUUUUCAAAAUCUCAAAACCCCCUUAUUUUGCAGGACUUCAAGGAAAUCCAUUAUCACCAGAAAUUAGCAAAAUUUACCAUGAAUCUAACGGCUCACAGCGAAUUUUACAAUUUUUGUUGGAUCACUUGACAAGUGAGUUGUUUUUUCCCCUUUCUCAAAAUAUUUUAUUUUAUUUCAAAAAAAAACUAAAAAUUUUGAGAUAACACACAGUUUUUCUAUAAUUCCUUAUCAAAAUUUUGUUUUUCGUAAAAAACUAUACAGUGGAGCAGUUGACAGGUCAAAUUUUUAGUAUUUUUUAUUUGGUUUCUCAAAAGAUUUUAUCAAACCGGUUUGUAUUGGUCCUUUGACACUUUUUUUCGAAAUUGGGAAGGAGAAGAAGAAAAUUGUAAUUUUCGAACAAGAACAAACUUGUUACAAAAUGAUGAUUGAAGUUGUUGUAAAUUGA